Messenger RNA from Schizosaccharomyces japonicus yFS275, 2673 nucleotides. RefSeq names its product EST1 family protein. The transcript has a single exon. Lineage: Eukaryota; Fungi; Ascomycota; Schizosaccharomycetes; Schizosaccharomycetales; Schizosaccharomycetaceae. Gene Ontology annotation, cellular component: nucleus. The record is from RefSeq and is a predicted model, not a curated record. Bases 1 to 2673 code for a protein of 890 amino acids.
AUGAGCAACCGAGGCAUUUCAUGUAACGAACCGGUCUCGAAUAAGUUGUACGAACAAUUGUAUCGCGAUGGUGUCACGAAGCUGCAACGUUUAAAAGAGCUAAUUCAAGGACACAAUCGCGAAAAAAACGCGUGCAAUGGUGUCGAAAAAGGCGCCAGCGGUAGCGAUGGAAAACGCGAGGGCACCCAGUUGUCAAAAGACGUAACCGUUAGUUCGGAAGGGCAUGAUCUCGACGAAUUGUUUGCCCUGAGCAAGAAAAUUACGAAGGAUUUUGGACAAAUUAUUCGUGAGGAUCUUGAAUUCUCGAAUAGAAAAGAGCUACUGACUCUGUUAUGGGGGAAAGUUCAUUACCGCCUUGUUGUGUUUACGAAGAAGCUUGUUUGGCAAAAAAGUGAUGGUAACAACAUUUCCCGGACUGCUACUCGUGUUCGCGGUUCGGGAAGUCGAAGAAGCAGCCCAGGUGCAAAUACAGCAGUGGCUAAUCGUGGAAUUGUAAAACAAUUUACUCGGAGCAUUGCUUUGCACGUCCGUUAUCUCGACGAAUGUGUCCAGUUUUAUCAGCAACUUAUUCGUGAAAUGGUGCUGGCAUUUGAAGUGCAGGAACUGCAACCUUUACUUGAAUGGCUUCAGCUGAAGCGAGACGGUGAUAACAAUGGUGAAAAUGGUACCACUGCUGCGGGAAAAACUGUAUCUCUAAAACGUGGAUCCACAUUCGCUCACAACAAAAAGGCGACGAAAACGGGAACUUACUCGUCCGUUGCCAAAUGCGCGGCUUCCAUUUCUGCUCGAAAGCAGUUUUAUUCGUCAACCGUGCAAAAAAAUCAGCUCGUAUGGACUGUGUACCGCUCACUUAUCUCGCUCGGAGACUUGUGUCGUUACCUCGCACAGGCAAAAUCUCCUAAGCAGCCCGAUUAUGGAGCUGCUGUAGAGUUUUAUCGCCUGGCCGGUUACGUGAUGCCCGAUGUCGGCAUUCACUUCCAUCAGCUUGGAUUAAUUGCUGCCUCCGCUCCAAAAUCCAAUGUACUGCAAUCUGUUGCUUACUUCUAUGCGGCCACAACGUCGCUUGUGCGCUCGGGUGUAAGCUCUGCUUACGACAACCUAGGUCUCGCUUUGCGGAAGUUCCUUCGUGAGUGUGACAGCCAGGUCACUAACAGCUCUGCUCCCAAGCAGGAGGUGCACCGGGGUAAAACAAAGGAACCUUCUGUGGUACAACAAUUUCUUAAACUUCAUGCAAAUUAUGAAUGCAACUCUGAGAACGACGCUCUGCCUCCAAAGCCUAAUCGUCUUUUGGGACAGUUACGUAGUAUGCUCAACAACCAUCAACUUCCUGAGAAGCAGUUGCUGGCAAUGAGUUUUUGCAAUAUCGCAGUUCUGCGGCUUUCCACUGAACCUUCCGCUACGGCAGGUCUAAACUUGAGUGAGACGUCUACUAAGGCCCCUGAACUAGUUUCCUUCAUGGAACAAUUCAUUCUGUCAUUCUUCAUGACGCUAUUGGACGUUGCCAACGAGAAGCUUCCUUUGCAAAGUCUCACAGCCGCAGCCCAGUCCUCUUCUGAGCAGACGUCAGAAAAUCCGGUCUUUUCCAGGUUACUUUCAUCCAUUGCGCUGUUGUUAUCUUUUAUGGCUCGUCAUCCAAAAUGGGCCCCAAAGCAGCUUAUUAGUCAGGCUAAGCGGCUUCACAACCGUCUUUCAUUCUUCUGGGAAAACAGCGGUAGAUCUCCACCCACAGCUAACGCCGUCAAGCUCUUUACUGCAAGCGAGCCAUUGCUUUUGCCAUUUAUUUGUCAACCACUUCCACUAGGAGCGUAUCCCUCGGCUUCGACUGCCGAGAUUGAGUUUUUGUCGUCUGUUCUCAUUUCAUACUACCGGCCGAGUGAACACCACGGUAAUAGUAUAAGCAAAUGCUCAUAUGAUACAUGUUUGGACGCUGUGUAUUUACUCCUUCAGGGUGUCGUGAUGGAGAGCGCUAAUCCAAAUGCCUCUGGCCCUGUACUUAACCUGCCAACUUGUGCACCUCUGAAGACUGUGCCUUCACAACCGUGGAAUUCGUUACAAACUUCUUCGACAUCGCUUAUUAAUGGAUCGUCAUCCCCCAUUAAUGGGAUUGGGACUGAGUUUGCUUGGAACUUCUCUGCUUUGCAAACUGGGGAUGCUUCGUCUGUUACAACUUCACCAUCACGCCUCAAUCCAUUUCAGACUGACAGCGUCCUGCCUUCUCUGCAGCUCGGUCGCAUGGUUGAUAGUUUGGUCGGACCUGCGCCAGAAGUCCGUGCACAGCCCACUGGUGGAUCUAUGCACUCUCUGCAAUUCCGUGUUUCAACGCCGGCGAUUUCUUGUUCGCCUACUUUCGGGUCAGUUAGUUCUUUGCCUUCCCGUGUAACGUCGCCUCCAUCUCCUCGGAGUGAUUCCAACGGCGUUGAAGAGAAUGAGGAUGGUGGUCUCAGUGACGGGGAGCACGUACUAUUCAGACCUAUUAUGGCCGAUUCUGCGAGCUCUUCAGACGAAGAUGAUGAUGACCUUACACCAAGCGAGGACGCUGGUACACCCAUAUCUCAUCCUCUGACCGACUAUUCGUCUACUUCGUUGGUGGAGACACUAAAAUCUUCAAAUCAACACACCUUGUUAUCUUCUAUGUUGCGUAAUGCUCUUCGUAUACAUGCUUCCAACUCUUAA